AAGGUUAGUUUUUCUCUGGUGUUUGUCGUGGUACUGGCUUAAUACAAACGGUGAGAAAUGUACUUUUAGUAUAUAGAAAGAUACACAUUUUGAAUCAGGUCAGUACUCUCAUUCUCAUAGACGUUAUUAAGUUUUCAAACAAGCAGGAAUAUCUGGAGGAGUAUCAACUGAACUGAGAUCUGCUGUGAAGAUGGUGUUUGUUAAAGAGGAGAGUGAGGAGGACAUGAGUGAACCAGAACCCUGGAGAAUAAAACACGAGGAACAAGAUGCAAGUGAACGACGGCAGCGGAAUCUCGUUGUGGCACUUUCGGUGGCAUCUCCAGCAUCCAGGGAUUUUUCAGGCAGCUGUUUGUAGCACCUGCCAAUGACCAGUUACAUGAUUCAAUGCUUGAUGAAAGUGAAAGAGGAAAGAGAAGAUCUGAAUGAAGUGGAGGAGAAACAUCAGUAUCAGAAAGGUUGUGAUGCCACCACUGGAGAAAAACCACUGAAUUCCUUCAAAACGGAAAACAGCAGCAUUCAGAUAACAGAAGACAAAAGGCCUUUCACCUGCUCUCAGUGUGGAAACACUUUCAAACAGAAAAGAAGCCUUAUGAAUCACAUGUUAAUUCAUAGUGGGAAAAAGCCUUUCACCUGUUCUCAGUGUGGAAACACUUUCAAACAGAAAAGAAGCCUUAACAAUCACAUGCUAGUUCAUGCUGGAAUAAAGCCUUUCACCUGCCCUCAUUGUGGAAAGUGUUUUACACAGAAAAGACAACUUAAUGAGCAUGUGGUAAUUCACACUUCAGAAAAGCCUUUCACAUGCUCUCAGUGUGGAAACUCUUUCACACGUAAAGAAAACCUUAAGAAACACAUGUUGAUUCAUGCUGGAAUAAAGCCUUUCAUCUGCCCCCAGUGUGGAAAGGGUUUCACACAGAAACCACACCUUAAUGAUCAUAUGGUAACUCACACUUCAGAAAAGCCUUGUACCUGCUCUCAGUGUGGAAAGUCUUUCACUCGUAAAGGAUACCUUAAGACUCACAUGUUAAUUCAUACUAGAAAAAAGCCUUAUAUCUGCUCUCAGUGUGGAAACUCUUUCAUAUGUAAAGGAAUCCUGAAGAAGCACAUGUUAAUUCAUGCUGGAAUAAAGCCUUUCACCUGCUCCCAGUGUGGAAAGAGUUUUACUCUGAGAAAACAACUUAAUGAGCAUGUGCUAUUCCACAGUGAAACAUUUGUUUUGCCAUCAUUACUGAAGAGCCACCAGAAAGUUCAUAAAACUGACAAGCCGUACACCUGUCCUGUUUGUGGAAGGGGCUUUCUAAGGGUUGACUCUUUAAAAAGGCACCAGAAAAUAAUACACGAGAGCAUGAAAAACUCAUGUGUGCUGUGUAGGGAGGAACAUUGUUAAGGUUUUACUGGUAUCACUGCUGUUACCGAUACUGCUUAUCGAUCUGCUACUUUAAAGGGGUGGUUGAUUAUGAUUUCACUUUUUUAACUUUAGUUAGUGUGUAAUGUUGCUGUUAGAGCAUAAACAACAUCUGCAAAGUUACGGUGCUGAAAAUUCAAUGCAAAGGGAGAUAUUUUCUUUUAAAGAAUUCUCUGUUUAAGGACUACAACAAACGGCUGGUAGGGAAUACAACGAGCUUCUUCCCGGGUUUGUGACAUCACUAACCCUAAAAUUUACAUAAACCCCGUCCCCGGGAACACGCAACAAAGGGGGUGAGGCCAUGUUACUGCAAUACAGUACAUAACACAAAUGCAAUAGCAUGUCAUUAAAACAACAAGAUAACUGUAAUUACACUAAACUAUACCUGUUCUAUCUUCAUGCAGCAUAUAUUCUCUGGCUCUGUAGACAUCUUACAACAGUUCCCACAUGAGUGAUUUAUAGAUUAUCUAAACAGAAUAUGCUAAUCAGUGACUUUAAGAUAUCCCACAUCAGCUACAUAAAUUAAGCAUUAACCAUUAAGAAACGUCCUGUUGCAUUCUACAUGUUGUCACUUCUUCUUGAGUCUCUCCAUCAUUGCCCGACUCUGGUUUGAACAUAAAAGGCUGAACAGUUUCGGACAUUUUCAGUGAGUCUGUGUGAGGUAAUUGGCGCUGCUAACACAAGCUCUUGAAACCCCACCCUCUGCUUAGGAGCAGCAGCUCAUUUGCAUUUAAAGGGACACAAAAAAACAGCGUUUUUGCUCACCCUCAAAACGUGAUAAAUUUAACAUGCUAUAAAAAAUGAUCGGUGGGGUAUUUUGAGCUAAAACUUCACAUACACACUGGGGACAUCAGAGACUGAUUUUACAUCUAGUAAAUUGGCCCCUUUUUUUGUUAUAAAAACAAAACAAAUUAGGAACAUAAUUGCUUACAUUUUGAGAUUCAGAUUUUCUCAGUCCCUUUGGUUUAAUUCUCGAAGAAAACUUUUUCUCUUCCUCAAAACUAUAAAAUAUGUUCAGUUGUUCAGCUCUUUGGCAUGGAUGUCAUUUCUCUUCACUAUAUAUGACUCUUAAUGAAAGAAAUGUGUAAAAAUAGACAAGCAAAUGUUCUGCUCAAAUGUAAUAUAUUCCUACACAAAUAAAUGUAAUGUGCAAAAACAAAUGUGCAUAUUCUUUCUCCGUUUACUAUAAUAGACUUUUCCCAGUAAACUUUUACCUACCAUUCAAAUCUCCCAGCCAGAACACCCAUGUUGGUUGCACCUGGGGCUUGUCAGUUUAGUCCCAUGUUUCCAUGUAGGCCCCACAUGGGUUUGCCCGGAUGAACUAAUUAAAUGAACAAUCUCCUUUGUUUUUUAGCACAAAUUAGCUCACUUAGCCAUAACUAUGGCUACGUCAGAAAUCGCUUGGUCUCUUGAGUAGGUACUUGUUUUUAAUAAGUAAUUACGACCGCUAAAAAGUAUGUUCUAUAUAGUAUGAGUGUGUGUAGUAUGAAUGUAAUCUGGAUGUACUACGUUCACCAUGUUGCCCUUAUCACAUGACCUACCAGCGUCAGUUACUUCGCUUCAGUGGCAUUCACAAAUCCUCAGGGUUGCCAGGUCUGUGCAACAAAUGUAGCCCAGUGGCCAUUCAAUAUUGGGAUUUAUACCUUGGUUAUCUAGAAGACCAAAACAUCUGGAAUAAUAAACCUUUUACUGAAAAUUUGGUUCUGUUCAAAAGAUACAUUGAUGAUUGUUUUGUGAUUUAUAAAGGUUCUGCCAGUGACUUUGAAAUGUUUGCCUUGUAUAUGAAUUGCCUUAGACCAUCCAUUAAGUUUACUUUUCAUGUGGGGACAACAGAUAUUAACUUCUUGGAUACUACCAUUUCUGUUGUUAUUUGGCCAACUAGUCUCUGAAAAAAAAGACCAGCUAAAAAUAGCCUUUCCCAGGUUAAAAAGGAACACUUCCAUAAUGUAAUUAAAGUACUCUAUUUUUGGGCACAAAUUUUGUAUUUAAUAUACUAAAAAAUCUUCUUAAGUACUUCUGAAGAUAAUCUUCAGAACAUCUAAGUGUACUCAACUGUGCUAUUUUGAGACACCAUGUAUAUGAACUAAAAUGUGCUUUUAACAUACUCUCUCUGUAUUUAAAAAAAUGUUGAA
Ctenopharyngodon idella (grass carp) is the source of this 3534-nucleotide messenger RNA. Its product is annotated as gastrula zinc finger protein XlCGF8.2DB-like. The transcript is spliced from 3 exons. Lineage: Eukaryota; Metazoa; Chordata; Actinopteri; Cypriniformes; Xenocyprididae. The record is from RefSeq and is a predicted model, not a curated record. Gene Ontology annotation, biological process: regulation of transcription by RNA polymerase II. Bases 365 to 1384 code for a protein of 339 amino acids. Gene Ontology annotation, cellular component: nucleus. Gene Ontology annotation, molecular function: DNA-binding transcription factor activity, RNA polymerase II-specific; RNA polymerase II transcription regulatory region sequence-specific DNA binding.